AUGCACAUUCCUCCAUUCCAGUGGGCGUGGCUGCCACUAAUCAUGCUCAUGCUCAUGCCAAAGCGAGCCACGGGCGUGGACAGGAGGAAUCACCUGGACCUGGCCCGCACCGACAAUCGGCUAAUGAGGCUGCCGUUUUUUGGCGGCGGAGUGGGUCACCUGCUGCGCUAUCUGCAUCCACUGGCCAUGGUGAAUCCCCCAUCGCCACCCCGUGGCCGUAUCAACGAGCUGCGCAGCGAACUGGACCCCAAUUACGUGAGCUAUCGCGGUGCCCAGCUAUGGAAGCUCAAUUUUAAUGCCACUCGGGGUUCAUCCAUGGAGGAGGAUCGUGAGGAGGAGGAGGCCGAAUCAGGGGAACCGGAGCUGGGUCGACGGAUGGACAACGACGACGACGACUCCUCACCGGAUGCCCAGUUCAACGAGGUGGUUGCUCUAUUCGGCAGCGAAGUGUGGAACAUCAACCAGGAUGGCAUCGAUAUACUCAUCGAACAGCGGAAUGUGGCCGAUGCCCGGAAAUUCAUGGAAAAGGUCGGCUUCAGCUACAACAUCAUGAUCGAUGACAUCGAAGCGGCCAUUGAUGAGACCUAUGUGGAAGUGCCAGCGGUGGAUCAUCCACUGGACACCGUCCGGAAUGGUUCACUGCCCUGGAUGGACAUACCGGGAACGCUGAUGAGCUGGCGAAGGUACCACGAUCAGGCCGAUAUCCAGCAGUUUAUGCAGACGCUGCUGGAGAAACACUCGGAAAUGGUGGAAAUCAUACAGAUCGGAGUCACGCGCAACAAGCGGCCAAUGGAGGUGAUCAGAGUCUCCAAUGGCAAUCCGGAUAACUGGGCUGUUUUUGUGGAUGCUGGGAUGCAGGCCCGCGACUGGCUGAGUCCCGCCGCCCUCACCUAUGCCCUGUCCAAGCUGACCCAUCUCUGGGGUCAGGGUCAGUUGGAACUGGGAAUGCGUGGCAUUGACUGGUACGUCCUGCCCCUGGCCAAUCCCGAUGGCUAUCAGUACUCGCGGCAGACGGACCGCCUGUGGACCAAGAACCGAGCCCACGAUCCGGCCACCGGUUGCUAUGGCGUCAACUUGGACAGGAACUUUGAGUAUGGCUGGGGUGGCACUGGCUCAACGAGUAGUCCCUGCAAAAAUCUCUACCGCGGACCGAAGAGCUUCUCCGAGCCGGAGACUCGUGCCCUGCGGAGCUUCCUGACCGGAUUGCGGGAAUAUCUCGGUGCGUAUAUAUCCCUGGGAGGCUAUGGCCAGGCCAUUGCCUAUCCCUGGGGUGAUGCGGACUAUGUGACGGAGAACCAGCAUGAUCUGAAGCAUGUGGCAAGGAGGGCAGUGCUCGCACUGAGGAGACUCAACCAGGCGGAGUACUCGUCGGGCACCAGCUACCGCCAGAAGCUGGCCAGGCCAGGCAACUCGGCGGAUUGGGUGCAGGAUCGUGUUGGGGGUCAGCUGGUGUACAAUAUGUUCUUAAAGGAUCAGGGACGCUACGGAUACCUGAUGCCUCCGCACUACAUAGUAGAGUCGGGGGAGGAGGUUUUCGAGUUCCUGAGGAUCAUAGCCCAGCAGUUGCAGUAA
Drosophila kikkawai is the source of this 1572-nucleotide messenger RNA. Its product is annotated as carboxypeptidase B. The record is from RefSeq and is a predicted model, not a curated record. Gene Ontology annotation, molecular function: metallocarboxypeptidase activity; zinc ion binding. NCBI's taxonomy places the organism in Eukaryota, Metazoa, Arthropoda, Insecta, Diptera, Drosophilidae. Gene Ontology annotation, biological process: proteolysis.